Molecule: messenger RNA, 666 nt
Organism: Eimeria necatrix
Lineage: Eukaryota; Apicomplexa; Conoidasida; Eucoccidiorida; Eimeriidae
Product: trans-2,3-enoyl-CoA reductase, putative
Exons: 4
Coding region: 1-666 (221 amino acids)
Biological process (GO): very long-chain fatty acid biosynthetic process
Molecular function (GO): oxidoreductase activity
Source: RefSeq, a predicted model, not a curated record
AUGAAGCUCUACCUCAAAAAGAGAAGUGGCAAGUUCCUGGACGCCUGCGAGGUCUCCGACGAAUGCACAGUCGAAGAGUUCAAGCAGCACUUCUACAAGAAGUAUAGGUACUACCCGGAGAGGCAGUGGUGGACUGUGGGCCAGCCCCAGGGGCCGGCUCUGCGGGGUGAUGGUCUGUUGACGAGCUUUGGGGUGCAGGACGGCGAGACGCUGUUCUUCAAGGAUCUCGGUGUACAGAUUUCCUGGCGGUUGGUCUUCGUUCUCGAGUAUUUGGGGCCGCUUUUUAUAUUUCCAGCAUUUUAUUUCUUUCCUUCGGUUUUCUACGGAGAGAAAAAUGCGCCGCCUAAGAACCUGACACAGACCGUGGCGCUGUGGCUGUUCGUGGGCCACUUCGUGAAGCGGGAGCUGGAGACUCUGUUUGUGCACCGCUUCAGCAACAGCACAAUGCCCAUAGUCCGCGUGCCCCUCAACUGCGGCCACUACUGGCUGCUCUGCGCCGCCAGCAUUGGCUAUUUCCUUUUUCACCCCAAGUUCCGCCCCGCCUUCACCGGAGACUGGCAGGGCCUUGUUUACCUGCUUGCUGCGCUCUUCAUCGUGGGGCUUGUUCAGUAUAUAGAUAUAUAUAAUUAUAUAUAUAUUAUAUAUAUUAGAUGUAAUAUAGUAUAG